AUGCCAGGGGAGUGGAACGCCUCUUCCGACAGCCCGGAGCUACGAGCAGCAGGGAUUAUUGUGCCCAUCAUCUUCUCCUUCAUCUUCCUCCUGGGUACUGUGGGAAAUGGGCUGGUGCUGGCUGUAUUGCUGCAGAAUGGCCAAGUCAAGUACAACACCACCAACCUCUUCAUCCUUAACCUGGCCGUGGCCGAUCUGUGCUUCAUCAUCUGCUGCGUACCCUUCCAGGCCACCAUUUACACCCUGGACGGCUGGCUCUUUGGGGCCUUUGCUUGCAAGGCUGUGCAUUUCCUGAUCUACCUCACCAUGUAUGCCAGCAGCUUCACCCUGGCUGUUGUCUCUGUUGACAGGUACCUGGCCAUUCGUUAUCCACUGAAGUCCCGGGAUCUCCGCACCUCCCGAAAUGCAGGAGUGGCUAUUGUAGCAAUCUGGUCACUGUCAGUGCUCUUCGCAGGGCCUUACCUCAGUUACUACCAGGUUGUCCAUUACCACGGGGUGCCCAUCUGUAUUCCCAUCUGGGAGGACCAGCGCCGAAAGAUUCUGGACAUCCUCACAUUUGUCUUUGGAUACCUCCUGCCUGUGACCGUGGUGAGCCUCGCAUAUGCCAGGACCAUCAAGUUCCUGUGGACCUCCGUUGACCCCAUAGAAAGGAUCUCAGAGUCCCGGAAGGCCAAGCGUAAGGUCACCAAGAUGAUUGUGGCUGUGGCCAUCCUGUUCUGCCUCUGCUGGCUACCCCACCACCUGGUCAUCCUGUGCUUCUGGUUUGGCCACUUCCCCUUCAACCGAGCCACUUACGCUUGCCGCCUAGCUUCCCACUGCCUUUCAUAUGCCAACUCCUGCCUCAACCCCAUUGUCUAUGCCCUUGUCUCCAAGCAUUUCCGUAAGCGUUUCAAGCAGGUCUUCACCUGCCUCUUAUUCCAGAACAAGACCAGGAAGAAGAAUAAGAGAGUUGGAAAGAAAGUCCAUAUGGUCAAUGUGGGCAAAGGUUUCACCAACAGCACUAGAGAUUUCUGUGGAAGAAAAACUGAGGUGACUCAGGUCCCAGAGGAGAACAUCAGGAAAAGGGACCUUGAAGGUGCCAGUCGUGCCAGAGCAUGGACUCACCAGCUACAGGAGGCCAUGGUCUCUGUUCAGAAGGAGCUACGAGAGGAGGAAAGUUUGGCAACAGCUGGCCAUACCCUAGACAUGAUGCCUCCAAGAGGAACUCGGGAAUCUCUGACUGUUCAGCACAGAUGA
Messenger RNA from Apaloderma vittatum (bar-tailed trogon), 1236 nucleotides. RefSeq names its product galanin receptor type 2-like. Gene Ontology annotation, cellular component: membrane. Lineage: Eukaryota; Metazoa; Chordata; Aves; Trogoniformes; Trogonidae. The coding region runs from base 1 to 1236 and encodes 411 amino acids. Gene Ontology annotation, biological process: adenylate cyclase-modulating G protein-coupled receptor signaling pathway; neuropeptide signaling pathway. The record is from RefSeq and is a predicted model, not a curated record. The transcript is spliced from 2 exons. Gene Ontology annotation, molecular function: galanin receptor activity.